Molecule: messenger RNA, 1350 nt
Organism: Penicillium canariense
Lineage: Eukaryota; Fungi; Ascomycota; Eurotiomycetes; Eurotiales; Aspergillaceae
Product: esterase/lipase family protein
Exons: 7
Coding region: 1-1350 (449 amino acids)
Molecular function (GO): ADP binding; hydrolase activity, acting on ester bonds
Source: RefSeq, a predicted model, not a curated record
AUGAACGCCAACAUUGUCCCUGUAUUAGGGAUCCACACUCUCCAUACGCCAGGUGAUGCCAAAGAGAUCGCCAUUGAUAUCGUCCACAUACAUGGGCUGGGAGGCCAUGCAAUCAAUACUUGGAGCCGCGGCGAGAUUUGCUGGCCUCGAGACCUACUGCCGCAAGCUCUUCCAGUUGUCGCUCGUGUCUUGACUUUCGGGUAUGAUGCGGGUAGAUUUGGGGUGAACGCAAAUCUCGACAUCGAGGAUGCGGCGCUUCAGCUGAUCAGCGAGCUGGAAAGAGUUAGAUCAACUUCAGAGGAAAGAAAACGAUCCUUCGUCGCCAUUGCACAUUCUCUCGGCGGAAUCGUGCUCAAGAAGGCUCUGAUCAUGAGUAAUAACAAGAUGUCCCUGAGACAUAUCCUUGGAAGUCUGGCUGGGAUUAUAUUCCUAGCAACACCUCAUCGAGGAAGCGCGUUAGCCGAUGUUGCGGAUAAGUUUUUGCGUUUGAAUCUUGUUAUAGGUGCACCGCAGAAAUUUAUAAAGUCGCUCAGGCAAAAUUCACAAGAGUUAGCAAGUAUUGCGGACGACUUCAGACAGAUUGCAGAUCAGAGGUCCCUUCCAAUUACCAGCUUCUAUGAGCUCCUCCCAACUAGAGGCCGUUUGAUCUGCUUCAGCGAUAUUGUUGUCUACAAGGAAUCGGCUCUUCUCAGCAUCCAAAGCGAAAACGCUCUUGGAGUCGCCCUCAAUCAUCAUGAAAUCUGCAAAUAUCGAGACGCUAAUGACUCGGUAUUCAGAGACUUGGUGAGCCGGGUACGAACCUUUAUAGAGCGCGGACCGAUCCAGAGCCGGGCACGCGUCUUUUUGCCCUGGGACACAACACAGCAUUUCACUGGUCGACGAGACUGUCUGCAGCAGAUCCAUGAAUCUUUCUGCGGAACUGGUCGCCGCAUAGUUGCUCUUUACGGAGAUGGCGGAAUGGGUAAAACGGAGGUUUCUUUGAAAUAUGCCCGGGAGAACGAACAUCACUAUGAUUAUGUCUUCUUCGUGGAUUCGGCAAGUGUACAAUCCCUAGAAGCUGAUUUUAUUAAUCUCCACGAUAAAGUGGGUCUGUCCUCCGAAAAGGGGCGAGAGUUCGAGGAGAUGAAGCAAUUUCUUUUACGCGAGCGGCAUUGGUUACUUGUGCUCGAUAACGACGACGACUGGGUUGCCUUGGACCAGUUACGAUUCCCGGAAACAAGCAAUGGCCAUAUUCUUAUUACGUGUCGAGGCCGAGAGCACACCAGCGACCCGCGAAUUAGCAGAGCUAUCGAAGACGACGGUCAGCUUUCUGAAGCGCGCGGUCUCUCCGCAGCCAUACUGGGGAAGUGA